AGGGUGGGAAUGGAGAGAUGAGUUAAGCAAAGAAAAAAGAGAAAUGGAGGAGACAAGCAGUCUCGCCAAAUGGAGAAAGGGAGGGAUCAGAACAAUGCCCUUCAUCUUCUCUAAUGAAAUUUGUGAGAAGUUGGCUGUGGUCGGCUUUGCUGCCAAUAUGAUUAGCUACUUGACACAACAGCUACACAUGCCUCUGACCAAGGCAGCCAACACUCUCACCAACUUUGGGGGAACUGCAAGCUUGACACCCUUGCUCGGAGCCUUCAUCGCAGAUUCAUUCGCCGGCCGCUUUUGGACGAUAACGGUGGCGUCUAUUAUAUACCAAAUAGGAAUGACAAGCUUGACUGUAUCAGCAAUCCUUCCACAGCUAAGGCCACCGCCAUGCAAAGGGAACGAGGUGUGCGAGGAGGCUGACGCCGGCCAGCUAGCCAUCCUCUAUGUGUCUCUCUUACUGACGGCAAUCGGCUCCGGCGGAAUUCGUCCCUGCGUGGUGGCAUUUGGUGCAGACCAAUUCGAUGAGACGGAUCCCAAGCAAAAGACUAGCACAUGGAAGUUCUUCAACUGGUACUACUUCUGCAUGGGCGUCUCCAUCCUUGUGGCGGUGACAGUGAUUGUGUACAUUCAAGAUAAUAUCGGGUGGGGAUGGGGGUUUGGAAUCCCGACUAUCGCCAUGUUUCUGUCCAUUAUCACGUUCAUCGUUGGCUAUCCUCUCUAUCGGAACUUGGAUCCCGCCGGGAGUCCCUUCACCCGCUUGGUGCAGGUAGUUGUAGCAGCCUUUAGGAAAAGAAAGCUGCAAAAGGUUUCUGAUCCCGCAUUGCUCUACCAGAACGAGGAGCUAGAUGCCUCCAUUUCUGCUACUGGGAAGCUUCUCCACAGUAAACAAUUCACGUUCCUAGACAAGGCCGCAAUCGUGACGGAAGAAGAUAAUGUCAAAGCUUCAUCAACACCCAACCUGUGGAGGCUAAGUACAGUCCACCGGGUUGAAGAGUUGAAAUCACUGAUUCGAAUGGGACCAAUAUGGGCGGCUGGGAUCCUGCUCAUCACAGCUUACGCACAGCAAAACACGUUCUCCCUACAGCAAGCUCGAACCAUGGAUCGGCACAUCGUCCGUUCCUUCCAAAUUCCCCCAGGCUCCAUGUCCGUCUUUACCAUUGUCUCCAUGCUCACAACAAUCAGCAUCUACGAUCGCGUACUCGUCCCUAUUGCUCGUCGAUUCACCGGCCUUGACAGGGGCAUCUCCUUCCUACAGCGCAUGGGCAUCGGUUUCAUCAUCUCACUGUUAGCCACCCUUGUUGCUGGGUUCGUUGAGAUCAAACGCAAACACGUUGCUUCAGUGCAUGGCCUCAUGGACAACCCGCAUUCCACCAUUCCCAUUACAGUCUGUUGGCUCAUCCCACAGUAUAGCCUCCAUGGGAUAGCUGAAGCCUUCAUGUCUAUCGGGCACCUCGAGUUCUUCUAUGAUCAGGCACCAGAGAGCAUGAGGAGCACAGCCACGGCUCUCUUUUGGACGUCCAUAUCGGCAGGGAAUUACAUCAGUACGCUGCUGGUCACAGUCGUGCACAAGUUCAGUGCAGGCCCAGGGGGAUCAAACUGGCUUCCAGACAAAAACAUCAACAGAGGAAAACUGGAGUAUUUCUACUGGUUGAUCACAGUCUUGCAGGCUUUGAAUCUGGUGUACUACUUGUUAUGUGCAAAGUUAUAUACAUUCAAGCCAAUCCAGCUCCGUCGAAAAGAGGAUGAGUCUCAAGGGGGAGUCGAACUCGCCGGUGGGGUGUAGUUGAUUGAUUGUCUUAUAAAGAUGGAAUUAGGUUGAGAUCUUGGGCUGUAAAUGAAUCUAUGCAGUCAAGAAUGUCAGCGUGGUUUAUAGGUGUAAAUGCAAUAUGUGAGCAAUUAAAGUUUGAGAGAAUUUACCAAGUGACUAACGAGACAGCCCUUUUAUAUCGCAA
Molecule: messenger RNA, 1946 nt
Organism: Nelumbo nucifera (sacred lotus)
Lineage: Eukaryota; Viridiplantae; Streptophyta; Magnoliopsida; Proteales; Nelumbonaceae
Product: protein NRT1/ PTR FAMILY 3.1
Biological process (GO): transmembrane transport
Cellular component (GO): membrane
Molecular function (GO): transmembrane transporter activity
Source: RefSeq, a predicted model, not a curated record